Molecule: messenger RNA, 1876 nt
Organism: Acanthopagrus latus (yellowfin seabream)
Lineage: Eukaryota; Metazoa; Chordata; Actinopteri; Spariformes; Sparidae
Product: uridine phosphorylase 1-like
Exons: 8
Coding region: 278-1213 (311 amino acids)
Biological process (GO): uridine catabolic process; nucleotide catabolic process
Cellular component (GO): cytoplasm; cytosol
Molecular function (GO): uridine phosphorylase activity
Source: RefSeq, a predicted model, not a curated record
GCUCCUCUGUGGGCUGGACGCUUACGUUACGGUGUUGACGUCAGAUGUUCAGAGAGCGAAAUUAAUUAGUCAGAAACGGAGGAAACGGCGGUCAAACAGUACAUUCCAGAGGUGGAACCUGUCCAGUGCUUGUCUGGUCGCUUGUUUUACUGCAUUAUCUCAUCUUGAAGUUUGAAAACUGACUACAGUGUCCCACCACAUGUUCACAUGUUAGGUGAAGACUACAGCCCAGUGUGUAACCUCCAGGUGCUGGUAGAGGUUGCUUGACUUCAGGAAGAUGGACCCAAAGGACGACAAGCGAACCGCGCCAUGCAGCGGCCCUGUUUGUGUGAACAACCCACACCUGGAUGCGAUGAAAGACGACAUCCUCUACCACUUCAGUUUAGGAACCAGAACCCACGACCUGCCAGCGAUGUUUGGUGAUGUCAAAUUUGUGUGUGUCGGGGGUAGUCCCUGGAGAAUGAAGUCAUUCAUCGAGUACAUCGCUGCUGAGCUCAGUAUGGAGGACCCCAAAUCAGAGUAUCCAAAUAUCUGUGCUGGAACGGAUCGCUAUGCUAUGUACAAAAUUGGCCCUGUACUCUCUGUCAGUCAUGGGAUGGGCAUCCCCUCCAUUGCCAUAAUGUUGCACGAGCUGAUAAAGCUCCUCCAUCAUGCACGUUGCACAGAUGUUACAAUUAUACGCAUUGGGACGUCAGGUGGAAUAGGGCUUGGGCCUGGCACUGUUGUUAUCACCAAGCAGUCGGUGGAUGCCACCUUCCUGCCCAAGUUUGAGCAGGUGAUCCUGGGGAAGACAGUGGUGCGUAACACCGAUCUGGACCAAAGCCUGGCUGAGGAGCUGUUGCAGUGCAGCAAAGAGCUGAACCAGUUUGAGACGGUGAUAGGCAACACCAUGUGCACGCUGGAUUUCUAUGAAGGACAGGCCCGUCUGGAUGGUGCUUUCUGCUCCUACACUGAGAAGGAUAAACAGGACUACCUCAAGAAAGCCAAUGAAGCAGGAGUCUGCAACAUAGAAAUGGAGUCAUCUGUUUUUGCUGCCAUGUGCAAGCUGAGUGGUCUGCGAGCGGCCGUGGUUUGUGUGACGCUACUGGAUCGGCUGAAGGGGGAUCAGCUGAGCAGCUCUCACGAAGUCCUUCAGGAUUACCAACAUCGUCCUCAGAUAUUGGUCGGCUCCUACAUUAAGAAGCAGCUGAGGGCCAAAGCAGGACGCAGCUAAGUGCAGCAGUUGUUGCGCUGAAAAUCUGCGAAUCUGCAAAUCUGCAAAUCUGCGAAUCUGCAAAUCUGCGAAUCUGCAAAUCUUAUAAAACAAUGAAAAUGUUGCAAUGCAAUAACUCAGCUUUAAACAUUUUUUUGUAUCCAUUAAUUUUGCUCAACAGCAGCCAUACAUUUAAAAUAUGUCCAGAAUAACCGCUGAAUUUUUGAAAUCAUGUGCUGCCUUCUAUUUAUUUCAAUGUCACAUUAUACCAGCAUGCACUAUUUCUCUUAUGCUUCCUCUUGAGUCUGAUAUGUUAUGUAGCGGCCAACAGCCACCAAAUAUGGCUUACUUUAAGGCUGCCUCUGUUUUAGACAUCAUGUUAAGUUCCUUAUCUAUUAAAAAGAAUAAAGCUUGAACCUUUUCAUGACUUUUUUGGUUACUUACAAUGGUGCUGUAAGAAAAUCACCUCAACUGUCACUACUUGUUUCAUGAAAACCAAAAAAUUCCACUGUUAUUUAUAAACAUGUGUCCUUAAAUGUAGAGCAGCUAUAAUAUUUAUCACUUGGAGUAUUUUUUAUACACAAUGUAUGCCAUGUUGGACCUACAACCUGCCACAAAAUGUACAUUUUGAAAAAAAAAUCCCACUGGAUGUCUUGCCACUAAUAAAGCCUCAUGAAAUCUGAA